Molecule: messenger RNA, 1516 nt
Organism: Pectinophora gossypiella (pink bollworm)
Lineage: Eukaryota; Metazoa; Arthropoda; Insecta; Lepidoptera; Gelechiidae
Product: trichohyalin-like
Exons: 9
Coding region: 130-1452 (440 amino acids)
Source: RefSeq, a predicted model, not a curated record
GUGUUUGAAUUUUUCCGUUUGUUUUGUUUUGGUUUGGUGGUCGCAUUUUAACUGGCUUUGCUUCGUUCAUUUGUGUUGUGAACUAUUGCAAAUAAUAUUAUAGAAGAUUAAAACAAAGAUUUCGUAAACAUGGCUAAAGCGGCGGCGGUAACUAUGGAGAACUUCAUCAACAACUGGAACGCGGAGUUCCCGGAGUACCAGUUGACAGUUGAGGAUCUGAAGAAAUCCCACUCCGUCAUGGGAGCACUGUUUCAGAUCUUCGACCGACUUGGGAUAGACAGGGAUGCAGUACUCAUGCCACCUCCAGAGAAAACCCUGAACGAACAUAUGACAUACUACUGGGAUCUGAUACCAGUUAUCAACAUGACCAGGGUGAUCAACCACCUGGUUUCCGUAAUGCCGCAGGUUGCCACUAUCAGUGUCAACCACUUCCUGCAACCAACGGCUUUGACCUCGCAUUCUAUUCUGCUACUUCUCUUUAAUCUUAUGGUUUUUAAUGAGCAAAGGCUGCAGGGCAUAGCUCCAUAUGAAGAGGAGCUGUUUAAUUUUAGUGAUAUGAUAAAAGCACUGGAAGAGAAGAAGACCAAUUUAUUUGAGAUGCUGAACAGACAAGCUGAAGAGAAGGGCAAGAGAGCUGAGAGAAUGGAACAAAUGAACCAAGAAAUACUACAGCUCGAGGAGGAACUAAAACAGGAGGAACAAGCAAGAGAUCAGGAGAAACAGGAAUUAGACCCGAUCAUCAAAGAGAACAACAUGACCGAGGUGUUAUUGGACCAGAAGAAAGCCACGAAGGAAGGUCUGCUGGCAGACCGCGAAAGGAAGAAGGCUCUUAGGGUUUAUGAUGCUGAGGAUAUUAGGACUCAGGCAGCACAAGCAGCCCAGAACGUCCAAGAAGCAGAAGAGAAGUUGAACUCAUUGAAGUCCAUUAUAGCACAGAAAGAAAACAGCCUCCAGAUUCUACAGAUGAUAAAACCAAACUUGGACACUGCCAAUAAUUUGCUGCAUGAGAUCGCAAAGUUGAAAGACUACGAAAUGGGCGACUUAGAUGAAGACAGCAAGGACGGCGAGCUGGAUUUGUUGAACACGGACUUGAUGGAGCUUCAGGCGCACCAAGCUGAAUUGAGCGCGCGCCGCCUCGAGCAGAACAACAAGAUGAUGGAGGGACAGGCGCGGAGGCAGCACGAGAGGACUAUGGCUGAGAGCGCAUUAAGAGAAGCAGAAGACAAGGACAAGAAGCGGCGUGAGUUUACCGUUAAAGCCACACAGCGCACUCAGGAGAUCAAACAACAAACCACACUAUACGAUGAAGAGAAGACCAAAGGAAUCGAGACCAUUCAACAGAUUAAGGAGGACUUUGUUCUAUCUGUAAAGGAAUGGGAAGAUGCUCUCGUCAAAAUGGUGGCAGACGCCAGGACGGACAUAGUUAAGAAGCUGUCUGUGUUAGAAGAAUAAUUCUUAAUAAUAAUUGAAGUUUGUGCCAAUAUAAUCUAUAGUAUAAUACAACUCUUUCUAAGAG